This is a messenger RNA of Pocillopora meandrina, 6739 nucleotides long. The record is from the annotation of a GenBank genome assembly. NCBI's taxonomy places the organism in Eukaryota, Metazoa, Cnidaria, Anthozoa, Scleractinia, Pocilloporidae.
CCGCCAUUUGGAAGCAAGGGUAAUUCAAUUGCGUAACGCCGACCAUGGAGUUACGGACAUACGAAUCGUGUUAUUGAGUGCCAAAUAUCGUCAAAUUCGAUUUUUUAACGCUAUUUUUUGAUGGCUUUACGAAGAACAGUCUCAUGUAAGUAUAUAAGCCAACCAGGAAGCGCACGGGCUGUUUGGAUAAAUCCCACACGAUGUGAAAUAGGAAAAUAUUGCAGUCGACUAUGGAGGAGCUCUGCUGUAACGAGAGGUAUCCUGCAGUACGUUAUUUAGUGAAUAUUUGAUCAUAUCGUUAAUUACUAGACGUGCUAGAUGACGAAGAUUUAAAAAAUGAAAUUCUGUCUAAUAUAAGUUAAAUUUUGUUAUUAUGAACUUUGUGCAGAGGAGGAAAAUUUCACGUUGUGUGACGUGCAUCGGCUUCGGUAAGCAUCGAUCAUGAAUAAAAAUCAAAACAUUCUUUUCCCUAGCGAGGCAUGAUUAGAAAUUUAAAUUCCCAUUCAACGCGAGGGUUCAAUAUUUGAUCUAGGCAAACUUAAUACUAUCAACUUCGAUUGUGAGUGCCUUGAUGUUUGUUGCAGCAAUGAAUGGUUAAAUUUUAUCUUUGUAGACAAUUGUUAAGUGCAGCAUGAUCACUUAAUUAGAUUUUAAUCAAAUUUCCGAAGAAUGAGAAGAAAUUAAGGACAUUAAGAGGAAACCGUGCCAAAGAAUUGGGAGAAAGUGCCUUUGCUUACAAAACUGAGUGGCUUUUUCCCCUCUUUUUCCAGUAGUAUGAUAGAUCAGUUUCGAGACUCAGUGCACAUCUAUGCAAAUUUUGGGCGAACUGAUGCACGCAACAUUGUAAAAAGAAUGCAUCUUAAUUUCCUUAAGGAGUAAUUGCCUUUUCUUUGGCCCUCACUUUGGAGUACAUUUUCACAGAUAGACAUGUGGGAUAUCUGUGAAUGCCCACAGUGGCCACUUUAUUACGACUCGACAAAAAUGUACAGUGAAAGUUUUUUCCCACGAAUUGUGAUGAGCAACCUUGCUUUUUCUUUGAGGAAAUCAAACAAGAAUCUAGUCUUCCAAACAGUCUUAAUCGGUUAAGAUCCAUCUUAUUAGCUAGCGCCAGAUUUUAAAAUAAAUUCUCUCAGAUUUAAUUUUAUUCCAAUAAUAACCCUGUGGACGCUUACAGUGUCGUUUCUUAAAUGCUGGAUUGGACUCUGUACUUGAGUUUUUGGAACUAAGGGAAGCGUGUGGCUAGUAUAGAUACGUGUUAACAUGGAACGCUCUUACUGUCAAAUUUCUCAUCUUUUUGGAAGUUUUAGGAAGACGUAAUCCAUUCACAUGGUAUAAUGAGAUGCUUGAGAAGUAUCCAAUACGAACAAAGUGCAUUACUUCAGGAGGUAAAAAGAACUGAGAGUUAAUUAAGGUUUCAACUCUAGCAUGAUUACUAUAAUGGGCCUUCCUAAAUAAGUUAAACUCACAUUAAUUCUUUUGAGUAAAAAAUUGAGACUUCAUUGCCCUCCCCCCCCUGCUCCUAUCAUGUAACAACCUCAGAUAAAAACCUAUCAAACAUACAUCAAUGUAAUGUCAAGCAGUGAUGUUCAUCUCCCUCAUUACUUUUACAGUGCUGUAUGGCGUGGGAGACUACAUUGCCCAAAGAGCCAUGGCCAACAAUGAAAAUGGUUUCAGUGAUAAGGUACAUGUGAUAUGUAGCCCUCUACCGAUUCAAGCACUUAAUGUAAAUUUUAAGUAAAUUGGCUCAAUGCUAGUGGAAUUUUUUUUUCAUUGAGGCUUUUGUCAAGAACUCUUAAAUUUAGGCAUACUGGCUAGCUUCAAAUUCUUACUUUGAAUUACUUUAAUGAUUUUCUUUCAGCGUCUUUUAAGAGCUGUUAUUUAUGGUUCAGUUAUCAUGGCCCCUCUUGCCCAUGUGCAUUUCAACUUUUUGGAGUGGUUGGUUGUAGAAAAGGUAAGAAGUUGAUUUAUUUACUCAAAAUUUAACCAUAAUUAUAGUAUUAAUUUUGUGGGCAACAGGGUAGCCUAAAGGUUGGUGCCCUGGACUCCAGGUUGAGAUGUCUGGGUUCACCAUCAAGCUGAGUCAUUGCAUUGUGUUCUUGGGCAAAGCAAAUAACUUUCACAGAGCUUUUCUCCACCUACGAAUAUAAAUGGAUAAAGGUGAAUUUACAGGGAAGGUUGAUGAAAUGCAGGGGGGAACCACCUUGUGAUGGACUGGCAUCAGGGAGAGGGGUAAUACUCCUAGUCCCUUUGUGUUGGGGAAACUGGAGUAAGCUUCAGCUGCAUGGGUCUCUUGACUCAAGUAUAGACUCAAGUACAGACUUAAACGUCAUGUCAAAAAUUCAAAUACACUGUCCAAUAGAACCACUUUUGUAAAAAUAUAAUAUUUAAGAUGAGAGCCUUUAUCCUGUACUCUCCCCUCCCUCCACAACCAAAACGCUGCCUUUUUUUAAAAAAUGUUAGACUCUCAACUGAACCCUCAUGCACUAUACAAGUGGGAAGGGUGGAAGAGAUGAAUGACAACACUCCACACCCUCAUUCAGGAGCUUUAUUUUGUAGUCUAAGAGGAUCUAACACUCCUGGACAUACCCAACAUUCCUUACUAAACUAUUUGGAUAAUCUGUUGAUCUAUCAGAAUAAAGUGAUCACAUUACAUACACCAGGAAUGAUAAUCAACUUGAAUUAAUUCAAUAAUUGGUUAAUUCAUUACUUGAGUAAUUGGUUGAUCUAUCAGAAUAAAGUGAUCACAUUACAUACACCAGGAAUGAUAAUCAACUUGAAUUAAUUCAAUAAUUGGUUAAUUCAUUACUUGAGUAAUUGGUUAAUUGGUUAUUGUGUGUAAUACAUCAUUGAUUGAAUGGUAAGAUUUUGUUAGAGGAAUCCUUAGAAGGUCAGCUGGCUGUCAGUUUCCAGUCUGUGGACAAUUUGCUUUCUUCUCUUAAUCUAGAUAGCUGCAAGAGCUUCCCUUGUUCCUUUUGUGAAAAUGUUCUUUGAUCAGUUUGGGUACUGGGCUCCAGCUAUAACUGUUGUGUAUCAUGUGAGGUUAGUGCAUCAGCCUGACUUUACACUGAGACUUUUGCUACAUUAUUAAUUUAGUGUUAUAAUUUAUCAUGUAUUUUUUUUCUCGCGCGCGAUUGGUCUAAACUCAUAACGUGACUAAAUAUUCCCCAGUUAAAACUAGGGAAUAUCCGAAAAUAUACCCCAUGUAAUAUUCCCAAAUUUUCAAGCCUACGUCCACUACGAUAAGUUUUCUUUUUAAACGUAAGUUAAAAAACAAGAAAGCAUUUUGUGGUUGUUACAGAAGAAGGGACAUGUUUGUUUGUUCAUAAAUACUGAAAAGUGAACAUCCCAUGGAGCAAACGGUAAGCUGUUCUUAACGUUUUUCCCGCGCGUUACAAAAUAUUUGAAGGAUAAGAAACACAUUAGCCUCCAUUUGGCACAAAAAUAUACUGAUUUAUUAUCCAACUGCACAAAGUAGCGUACAAAUAACGCGCCAGUAGAGUACAAAUAUCCUGCGAUAUUGUACGGUUUUUUGGACAGUUGGUUUUUCUGUACUGUAAAAAACCUGUUUAAGCAGUCGACAGCGCGCGCUAGCUUCUCUAUCCGCUUUGCUUUUACCACCGUGUGAGAAAUGAGCUGAAAGACUCCUUGUUUGUUUACUGGCCGUUAAAAUACGGCAUAAGUCGUUAAAGUACUCAGCGAUACUACACACCAAAACGUCUAAUAAAAUAUAUAACUUUGAUCGGUUCCUUGAGCUUCGCUCACGGAAGACUGUUCGCAUCUUAAAACAGAAUUUCCCUGGACAAAUAUCCGUGCAUAUUUUGGCGCUAAAUGAAGGCUAUUGUUUAUAUCUACGCCUCAUCAAAAGGGAUGAUACAAUUGUAUAUGAAACUAUUUGAAGCAAUCAAGAACGUCUUAGACGUUUAAACUAUGUAUUACCACGGUACUUACGGUAAAGUGAGCUGGAUGAAAGUUGAAAUGAGCCUUUUUGCACAAUUGUCUUACAGUAUGGGAGCAAUGGAAGGCCUUAGUUACAAUGAAACAGUAGAAAGGCUAAAGAAACUUUAUUGGCCAACUCUUAAGGCCUGUUGGAUUAUCUGGCCCAUAGUUAUGGUUAGUAUGGUGUUAACCUAAUAUUAUGGUCGAUCGUAAGAACAAACUCAACCAAUAAAGAGAAAAAAAAACACCCAUCAGCCAACCAAUCAGGGCCUUGGGAAAUACAAGAAGAAGCUGAAUAAGAACAGGAUCGUUCUUUAAGUAAACAGGCGCGAAACCCGAUUAUGUGAAGAGAAACGGGAGUGUCCUGCGUUCUACCCUCUUGUUUGAGAGGGAAGAAGAGAAAAUGUAAUGCGUUAAUUGAGGAGAUUGAGAAGGUUUCCUUGAAUUUUUAGCGCAAAAAUAGUGCGGUUUAAGUUGAAUCCGUCCGUCUGUGUGAAUUGAGAGCCUUUUGAAAGUAACUUUGCAAACCUCUGCCUUCUUGCGUUUUCAUUUCUUUUCGCGUUUCUUCGGGCUUGAGCCAAAUGCUUUUACGCUUUUUGCAGAUUGAAAUACCCCCAGUUUCCCUCCCCACCUCGGUAAGCAAUCGGUUUAAAGGAAUAACAGUUCAACGUUACAAGAACAUUAUCAUGUGUGUCUUUCUUAUCAUAUUUUUCUUUCCAUUCCUUCUUGUAACAUAUUUCCUUCUCAUUCAGGUUGUAAAUUUUAAACUUAUUCCAGUGGCACAUCAGUUGAACUUCUGCCUUGCUGUCAGCCUUGUCUGGGCGACUAUUUUAAGUGUAAUUCGUGCUCCAGACAGCUCGUCCUUAAGCAAACUUGAAGAAGUUGAACCUGCGUGCGCAGAGGUUCUUCCUGUGUCACAUUUACCCGUUGAUGGAGCCCAAUGAGACCUGGUGACGUCACAAGGAGACUAGCUUCCCAAGACUGGUUUGAAACGAAGUCAUCAUUAGGAACAAACUUUCUCUCGAGAACACUUUAUAAUUUUCUACCUUUCACAUUAAAAAAAGGCGAAUGAUUUUUUAGUUCAGUACUCUCAUUAACCUAGAGUCCCUAUGUUUGAAACCGCAAGCGAAAACAGUUCUCAUUUCCGUGAAAGCCCUCUGCUGUGGAAUAAAAAAUUAUUAGAUAUUCUAACUAAAAGUUACCAAUAAACUGAAUACUCAAAUUACUCGUUUGAAUGCUCUGAGUGAGUGAUUGAGUGAUCACCCAUAUUUUUCGCUGAAUGUUUGAAUCAGGUCUCAUUUACAGGACACUUUUGUAUUUAAGGAUUGGUAACGUAAGUGGUUACACCAAAAGGGUGUUUCAAUUAAUCGAUACCUUCAGCGGUUUUUAUAAAUAAGCCACUUCGGAGUUUUAUAAUUGGUAAAAAAAUCGGGCGACUCGACGUUCUAUUUCAGGCGACAUGACUCAGGUUCCGGGUAUGAUAAACGUAGUAUAUUUUUAUCUUGAAAAUAAAUCCUUGCAAACGCUUUCUUUGGGUGGACGUCUACUUCAGGAGUGGAUUGUGAAGUAGGAACUCUGUCAGUCUAGCAAAAAAGUGACAGAAAUAAGUUGCUGAAAAACGAGGCCCAGUGAAUGUAAAACGUGCUGCACCUGUGAAAUUUUUUACGCGCAAAGAGCAACUAUUUUAAUCAAAAUGUGACUUAUACUCAGACAAAUCAGAAUCACCUAGUGCUGAUAUGUGAAACUUUACAGUUCACGCUAACGCAUGUGAUACAAAUGGGAUUUUAUCCUCUCGUACUCCAGAAAGUAAGUGGCAUUUUCCUCCUUCCAACAACCUAUAGUAGACUGGGACUGGCAUUUUUGAGCCUGCGAAACAUGCCGCUGAGAAGAAUGUAAAAUGGCGGCGUAGUACUAGCUCAAAAUGACCUUUCUUCAUCGCUUGAGAUUUAUAUCGUCAUCUUUCAAUUAUUUGGGUUUUCAGAUAAUUUCUUCCACACGUGGAGGUAUUAUCUCUAACAAUGUUUCUUAUUCAUAAUACCUAGAAAUGCUUGCUGACACUCUUGGUACCCGUUUCACCUCGAAAUGUUUCUUCUUUGAUAUCCGUACAGGAAUUUCUUCAGCCUGGCCUCUGGUAAAGCUCCCGAUGAGAUAUUUACGGCUAUGGGUUCCUAGUUUUAAAGCAGAAGUAGAUAUUACUGGUAGGUGUAAAUCAUCGUGCUUUUUGAUGGUUUCUUAAAUACUCAGAAAUCAUGCUUCAGCAAAUAUUAAAAUCUUCACUGGGUUGAGCAAACUCUUCUGAGCUCCCAUGGCCAGACCAUGAAGACGGACUUUCACGGUGUGGCAUUUUUCAGCCUCCAACCCCUAAAAUGGCCUCUGUGUAAUUCUUUAACCAUUUCCGCCUUUACGUUAGCAUUCAUAUUCUCCACAGUGUUCACUUAACAUUUUCUGUGGUACUGACAUAGAGGAUUUUUCUGUUCGGAAAUCACGAGCUUCUUAAAUUGGUGAUCAUUUCUGUCGCGAUCAUUUCUCAUGACCUUUACAUGUGAUUCAAGGGCGAUGCUGCAAGGAGAAAGUAUGAGCCAAACACCCUUAGAUUAAAGGGUUAAGCUGUGUGAAAUCCUUCCUUCUGAAAAACCACUCUGUAUUUCCAGUUAUUUCUGUGUUUUCAGCUUAAAUUUUGUCCCCUGUUGUUAGACUCAAACAUAACUGUUAUCUCUUUACCCAUUUUUUCUUUCAAAGCUGACUCCUGGUCAAGUGGAAGAAAGUAUGUCAGUGGUUUUGAAGAUAUUGAAGAACUCCAUAA